Molecule: messenger RNA, 2821 nt
Organism: Cyprinodon variegatus (sheepshead minnow)
Lineage: Eukaryota; Metazoa; Chordata; Actinopteri; Cyprinodontiformes; Cyprinodontidae
Gene: rnf166
Product: ring finger protein 166
Exons: 6
Coding region: 33-773 (246 amino acids)
Biological process (GO): ubiquitin-dependent protein catabolic process; protein polyubiquitination
Molecular function (GO): ubiquitin protein ligase activity
Source: RefSeq, a predicted model, not a curated record
UUUUGUCGACAGCUGGGCUCCUCUUCGGCUCCAUGAUGGCGAUGUUUCGGAGCUUUGUGUCGGGGAGCACCCAGCUCCGCCAGCAGCAGCAGCAGUCCAACAGCGGCCCCGGGCCCCUGGCGGCCCCUCCGGAGGGCGUAGAGAGCCAGUUCUCCUGCCCCAUCUGCCUGGAGGUUUACCACAAACCCGUCAGCAUCGCCAGCUGCGGACACACGUUCUGCGGGGAAUGUCUGCAGCCCUGUCUCCAGGUGUCCUCUCCGCUCUGCCCGCUCUGCCGGGUUCCCUUUGAGCCCAAGAAGGUGGAGCGGUCCUCCAGCGUGGAGAAGCAGCUGGCCUCCCUCAAAGCCCCCUGCAGGGGCUGCAGCAAAAAGGUGUCCCUGGGGAAGAUGAGGUCCCACAUCUCGUCCUGUUCCAAAGUGCAGGAGCAGAUCGCCAACUGUCCCAAGUUCGUCCCGGUGGUCCCCACCUCUCAGCCCAUCCCCAGCAACAUUCCCAACCGGUCCACGUUCGUCUGUCCGUUCUGUGGAGCCAGGAACCUGGACCAGCAGGAGCUGCUGAAGCACUGCAUGGAGAACCACCGCAAUGACCCCAACAAAGUGGUGUGCCCGGUGUGCUCCGCCAUGCCGUGGGGAGACCCCACCUACAAGAGCUCCAACUUCCUGCAGCAUCUCCUCCACAGACACAAGUUCUCCUACGACACCUUUGUGGACUACAGCAUCGAUGAGGAGGCGGCGCUGCAGGCAGCUCUGGCUCUGUCUCUGGCUGAGAACUGACAGCAGGCCCUCCUCGCCCCGGCGGCUGUUCUUCCACGGGUCAGAACCUUUUAAGCCAUCACGUGGACAGACCUGACCCGACUGUAUCAUAACAUGGCAGCCACCUCCUUCUCCUGUCGUAGCAGUGCACUUUGACCUUUCAGUUUCACCGUCCUCCUUAUGGACUUCAUGUUUUUGGACGGGCCGGCCCGCGGGUCAGGAGUGGAUCCACCCAUUAACUCCUCGUCUUCUCACAGAACCGUCUGCAGUUCAUCCCAGCAGCUUGGAGGUCCGCCUCCCUGGAAAGACGCCGGUCUAUGACUCUUAAACCCGUCGGUGGUCCAGCCCUCUGUGAUGUCACCGGGUGGACACUCUGACCCGGUACUUCAGAGCAGCACUGCCAGACUUCAGGGGAUGGGAACCAAGAAGGGACGUUGUCUGUUCCUUCUCUGUAGCUGCCCACAGCGUUCCAGAUGAAGAUCAGUGAAGCUGGUUCAGCCCCUCAGUUCCGUUUCAUUCCAAUGCCUCAGUUUAACGUUGGUCCAACCAGAAUUCUGAUCACUUCUGACAGGCAGCAGCUAGAGAUUAGGGUGAUGGUAAGGAGUCAGUCCAUUACCAGCCAAACAUGCAAAAGGAGGGCGGUUGCUGUCUGACGAUGAUGAUGAUGGUUUAUCCAUACCUUGAGGAGGACCUAAUCUUUUUUAAUAACACGGGAAAACAACAGAUAUGUUUUGAUAAUAUUUUCUGUCAUUCUGUUUUCAGGUUUUAUUUUAAAUUUCCUGUCAGGAAGGAAGUGGUUAGAAUCCUCUAAAGUCCAGACUGAUCUGGCAUCGAGGCUGCAGACCAGCACAGGCCUGCAGGAUGGGAGACAUGACAGGUGAUAGCAGUUAGCAUCCAGUGCUAACACCUGACCUACAGGUGGUCCAUGAAACCCAGAAGCAUGCAGACACAGUAGAAAGGAACAACUCCAUUCAACAGGAACAGAAUCUGAGCAGAACUGGGCCCAGGAGAACUGGGCCCAGCGUUAGCGGCAGGUGGAGAGCAGAGCCACCAUGUAUUCUGUUGGUGCGCGGCUGGAAGUCUGUUAAUUUCUGGGCUGUCGAACAACGGGUCAGACUAGCUUCUGUUUGUCUUGCUGAUGGUGGAUGUUGGUCCGGUUCUGGUUGAUUCUGACAGCUCCAAAUUAGAGCAAUGGUUCCUCUUUAUUAACCCAGUACAUGCAGGGGUCAGAGCUGCGGGUCAUGUGACACAGUGCGGCAUACAGGAAGGUGUCAGAUGCUGAGCUUCAUGGGUGAUGGUUUGUGAAGCCCAUCAAACCACCGCCUGACCCCCACCCACCCACCAUGUGUCUCCAUAGGAGCCCGGAACAGCUGAACAGAGACCAUUCAGGAAUGUUGAACGUUUGUUUGGGAGCCUUGGUUCAGUUCUAUCCCUCCGAUCGCCAAACAGAACAUCCUGCUCCAGCGAACCCACACCUGUUCUGGUUUCACCACUAGAGGGCAGUCUUUCUCUGUAAAUUCUAACAGGUAGAAGAGGGUCAGGCAGGAAGGGGCCUAUUUAUGCUGGAUGUUGUUGAAAAUGAUCAGGUUUUAGUUUGUUCUUCAUCUUCUUGUUGAGUUUCUUCUCUUCUAAGUGUGGGUUGUGAUUUAUUCACCAUUUAAAGGUCCAGAGUCUCCUGUCAGAAAUCUCCUAGUAUUUGAUCAAGAGUGGUCAUUAAGUUUGAUAUUCUGAGCAAUAUUACGCUGCCAUCAUUCAAAAGAGAAAAGGAUAAAAACGAGCCUCAGAGGAAUCCUUUUUUUCAUUUGUUGGAUGAUCUGAAGAAAGAAAAAACGGGACUUCCACAUGAGGAAAGACGCUGAUCAUUUGCAUCCUCAGCUGAUCUGAAGUUUUUGUUUUCUGCACUGUUACCGUGGAAACGGUUGUUACAUCCGAGUUACCUUAUGUUUACUGUCACAUAGACUAGUCACACUGUCUGUUUCUUAGGGUUCUGUCUGGUUUACUAAGAACAAACAAUGAUGGUUUUGCAGAAGAUUAAUUUUGUCAACUUCUCUUAAAUAAAACUAUUUUAC